AACCCUAUAAUCAUUAAAUAAACGAUAAAUGAUUUUAUUUAAAGUUUUUAUUUUGUUGCUACCUUUCUUUGUUCAUAGUGAAUCGAUUACAAGGAUUCGAUUAUAUUCAUCACAUCAUUUAAACUUAUCUUAUUAUCCAUUAAAUUAUCAAUGGAAUUUAUCAGCUGAACAAUUCAUAAAUAAAUGGUUACAAAGAUUGACAUCAUCAAAAAAUGGAAUAGAUAUUGAAUAUUUAGAAAAUUACCAAAAUAUUGAAUAUUAUGGAGAGAUUUCUAUUGGGACACCACCUCAAACAUUUCAUGUGAUAUUCGAUACAGGAUCACCAUAUUUAUGGAUCCCAUCUAAAAAGUGUGAUCCUAGUAAUUUAGCUUGUCAAUUACAUCAUAAAUAUGAUAGUUCAAAAUCUUUAACUUAUAAACCGAAUGGUGCAUUAUUUUAUGUUCAAUAUGGUACUGGAACAGCAUCAGGAUUUUUAAGUUCAGAUUGUGUUCAUAUAGGCUCAUUGAAUAUUGUAGAUCAAACAUUUGGUGAAGUAAUUAAUCAACCUGGUAAAGUAUUUGUAAAUUUUCAUUUUGAUGGAAUUAUGGGUAUGGGAUUUCAACAAACUUCACAAAAUUCUAAUCCAACACCUAUAUUUAUGAAUAUGAUUAAACAGAAUUUAGUUGAUAAACCUGUAUUUUCAGUUUACCUAAAUCUUAAUGAAGAUAAAACAACUAGUGGAGAAAUAAUGUUUGGUGGCAUUGAUGAUAGAUAUUAUACUGGCAAUUUAACUUAUUCGGACGUUGUAAGUGAAGAAUAUUGGAUGAUUAACAUAGAUGGUAUAUCAAUCAAUGGUGAAAUAUUUUGUCCAAGUGGAAGUAUUGCAUUAAUCGAUACAGGUACAGCUUUAAUAUCAGGUCCAACUGAAAAAAUUAAUAACAUCAAUAAAUAUCUUGGAAGUAUACAAGUAUCUAAUAAUGAAUACAUUGUGGAUUGUAAUAAAAUUCCCAAAUUACCAAUAAUUGAAAUAAAAAUUAAUGGUAAAUCUAUUCAAUUGAAAGCAGAUGAUUAUAUUGUUGAGAAAGUUUCAAAUGGUUCACGAAUUUGCAGAACUUGCUUCAUUGGUACUGACUUUCCAAGUGGACCGUUAUGGAUAUUUGGGGACGUAUUUUUAAGAAAAGUUUAUACAGUAUUUGAUGUUGGCCAACGGCGAGUAGGAAUUGCUGAGGUCACAGCAAAUGUUAAGUCCUCGUAAACAAAAAUAAUAUUUGUGGGACAGUCAAUAAUUCUCUUUCCAUUUUGUUUUGUAUUUCUGAAGUAAUAUUUCUGAACUGAAUUAUCUGGUUAACAAUAUAUGAAACGAUAAAGAACGUCGUUUUGAUUUUAAGUGACUGAGCUUCCUAUUUCUUUUUUACUUAUACUGCAUUGUUGCUUGCUUUUUCAUUUUCUCAAUUGUAUAAACAAACAAAACACCAUACUGAGAACUUCCUGUUUACUAAUAAGCAGUAGCAGUUAAGACUACCGAAGUGAGCAAUUAUAAAUUUUCACCAAUUUACAUCAAACUCCUCAUCAGUCCUAGAUAAUCGUAUUUUAUGUUGAACAGUCAUAUGAUGAAAUAUCUAAAGUGUUGUAGUCGGUAAAAUAAAAAAACUAUACAAAAUAUUAUUGAUAGUACAAUAAUACACUGAAAAAAUCAGAAUUGUCUACUCCCUCAUUCACGGACAUCAACAAAAAGGUAUCUAUUCAGUGUUGUAUAACAGAAUGGGUACUUUGAUAGAAAUAUUAAGUCAUGUCUCAUCAGGCUUUCAAAUAAGCGCUUGACUCAUGAUGCAGUUUGGUGAUUUCCGUAGUGUAUGU
Molecule: messenger RNA, 1836 nt
Organism: Schistosoma rodhaini
Lineage: Eukaryota; Metazoa; Platyhelminthes; Trematoda; Strigeidida; Schistosomatidae
Source: the annotation of a GenBank genome assembly